GUCAAACAUGAUUGGUUGUCACCCCCAGUUUUUUGCUACAUGAUUUAUUUGCCCAGCUUUGGUUUUGGGUUGUUUUUUUUUGUCCCCCACUCUCUGUAGCCAGCAUCGCUUGCAUUUAAUAGGUUCGAGUGAGGUCGGCAGGCAAAUUUGACUAAGGGAAAAUGCCGUACAUAUAAACGGCCCCGUCCUUGGCCCCCGAUUAAGGUACUUACGCCACCUGGGCUCAGCUGAGCUGAUGUUUUGCUGGAAUGUGGGCAAAAUUACUCGACAAGCAAAGCCGAGCGGACAAGUAAUAAUAAUGAGAGAAAAAAAAAGGUACGACGGGGAAAAGAACAAAACCAGGAUAAGUAGACCAGUUCCAUGACACAUUCCGACGGGUCCAGUUUCCAUAAUGCUACUCCGAGGGAACUGGAGGGGGAAACGAAAACAAAAAGACGAAGGGAAAGAAGAAACAAUUUUGGCGGCAGACCGUGGGCGACGAUUUUCUCGAGUUUAAUUGUUUUGCCCAUAUCACUACUACAUAAUAGUAUACGAGCUUUGCACACCCUUGAUUUUUUUUUCCCAACCUCGAGUCACCACCCCCUUAAUUCUGGAUGCAGGCGGGCAGCCAAUCUACCUCCCCAAAGUAUCUUACUUUACCGCCCGCCUUCCUUUUUUUUUCUUCCCCCCCAGCAAGCUUCUGAAACAUCAGUUUGCAAAGCCGCCAUAAGCAAAGCUCGCCCAUAAGCAAGGUCAUACGCCUAGCCAUGUGUAACGUCACGAACCACGCCCACCUCGGAUCUAUAAAUCAUCCCACGCUAGCGGAAAACAUCCGGACCGACGCCCAAGGCCGCGCGCACUACAGUAGCUCGAUGCACCUCCCGGCCUAUGAUGACGACAGGGGGAUAUUGAGGUUCCUGGGCCUCGCCGACGAGAUGGUUGAGGUCGUGGUCGGCAGGCUCGGCGCCUCCGUCGGGGUCUCGGGAGCAAGGCACAGUCCGGGUGGAUCCCAGUCAGACGCCGGGCGUUUUGCGGCUCUUGAUGAGCUCUUGUCGAUUUAUCUCAGCAGAUCAGACAUAGCGCACGGCUUGACACCUGAACUCGCGGCAUCCUGUGGACGAAUCGAGGUCUCGCCUUUUCUCUCGCGUCAAACACCCGGUACUUCGCCAUUCUUUGCAAACCGAAUAUUCUCGGACCACAACAAAAUACGGCACGACGCAGAUUGUCUAGUCAAAAAGAACGCCGCCCUGCUCAAGGAUCUUUGGUUGCAACAACAAGAGGCUUGCAUGGUUGAUGCGGGCGGGGAGAUCUAGCGAUCGGGAUGUUGCCUUCUCCUUUUUUUUCCCCCUCCUUUGACGACUCUUUUUCUUUUGUCAUCUUAGAGCAAUAAACGAGCCUUCAAGGGCCGAACCUGCACAUUUCGCAGGAUAUUUUGAUGAGAUUUGCUAUGAGACCAAUAUUUUGAUGGCCUUUACCCUUGUUUUCUGUCGAAGCAGUCAAGUGGUGUCAAAAACACAGUGACUGAAAGACCUGCGCAAAGCUCAACUGUCUUGGAAAUAAUGACUUUACGAACCAGAAUGACUAUAGCAAGAAUACAUACCUUCAAUCAUAUUCGCUAUG
Messenger RNA from Pyricularia grisea, 1599 nucleotides. RefSeq lists its product as uncharacterized. The transcript has 2 exons. The coding region runs from base 747 to 1292 and encodes 181 amino acids. The record is from RefSeq and is a predicted model, not a curated record. NCBI's taxonomy places the organism in Eukaryota, Fungi, Ascomycota, Sordariomycetes, Magnaporthales, Pyriculariaceae.